AUGAACCCAAAUCAACCAUCACAACAACAACAAUUAAUGCGUGUACCGAAACAAGAAAUGUCUCGUCGUUAUGUUCAACAGAAUCCACCAAAUCGACCAUCCAAUCAGCGGAGUAAUGGACAUUCGGGAGAUAGAGGAAGCAAGAAUGGAAAAUCGGGAGUGUCGUCGUCAUCGGUGAUGAUAGAAGAAGUUCCAAAUAAUGCCUAUUUGGACAGUUUGAACAAUCAUUCGAAUGGUCAAUAUAAAGUGGACGAAGAUAAAUUGCCUGUGUUUCUCAUAAAGCUUUGGAAUAUUGUCGAAGAUUCGAAUCUGCAAGCAAUUGUUCAUUGGGAUGAUUCCGGUGCAAGUUUCCAUAUUUCUGAUCCAUAUUCUUUCUGUCGGAAUGUUCUUCCUCACUUCUUCAAGCAUAACAAUUUGAAUAGUUUGAUCAGACAAUUGAAUAUGUAUGGCUUCCGAAAAAUGACUCCCCUUUCACAAGGUGGUUUGACACGUACCGAAUCAGACCAAGAUCAUUUGGAAUUCAGUCAUCCAUGUUUCGUUCAAGGCCGACCUGAAUUAUUAUCUCAAAUCAAGAGGAAGCAAUCAACGAAAGUGACGGAGGACAAACAAGUCAGCGAACAGACACAGCAAAGUUUGGACAUUGUCAUGGCAGAAAUGAGAGCAAUGAGAGAAAAAGCUAAGAACAUGGAGGAUAAGAUGAAUAAAUUGACAAAGGAGAAUCGAGAUAUGUGGAGUCAGAUGGGAUCAAUGCGGCAACAGCACGCCAGACAGCAGCAAUAUUUCAAAAAAUUGUUGCACUUCUUGGUCUCUGUCAUGCAGCCAGGGUUGUCGAAGCGUGUGGCGAAAAGAGGUGUACUUGGAAUAGAUUUUGGUGCGAAUAGUAACCCGAAUGGAGGAGGUCCAAACUCAAAACGACCUAGGAUGAAUUCAGAAGAAGGACCAUACAAAGAUGUAUGUGAAUUGCUUGAAUCCCUUCAACGAGAAUCUCAAGAACCAUUCACACGUCGCUUCACAAACAAUGACCAUGAAGGACCACUGAUCUCAGAAGUCACAGAUGAAUUCGGGAAUUCUCCAGCUGGAAGAGGAGCAGGGUGUGAUAUGUUCCCAGAUCCUUUCUGUACGGAAAGACCUCCAAGUAGCCGUUAUUCGGAUGCACCCAGUUCCAGAGAGCAAUCACCUCAUCCGAUUAUUUCUCAACCAUCUAGUAGUCAGAAUAUGAACGGAACGAACGGAAAUCUUGAUCAUAAGCCACAUGAGAUGUAUAUGGGAUCCGGUGCACUGACACAUGAGAAUAUUCAUCGAGGAGCUGCUGGUGCGAAGAGAGAUUAUCAAGGACAUCAGAUGACAUCUCCUGUCGGUGAUAAUGCGAAUGGUCAAUCAACAUCAUCUGUUUCUGCAAAGAUUGGACAGAAGAGGGCUCCAUAUAAGCAUGCCACUAGACAUAUUGGUCAGAAUCAGGUCUCUCAAGACUAUCAAGGUCCAUCCAACUAUGGCUAUGUUCAAAACAACAUUCCUGCUCAAUUGACUUAUCAACCAGCCCAACAACAGUCUCAAAAUGCUCAAAAGUUGAUGGCAAUAGAAGAUCAACAAUCAAUGGAUCCACACCAGAAUCUAUACUCUCCAACUCUUGGUCUUUCGCCAUCAUUUGAUCGUCAAUUAUCUCAAGAACUUCAAGAAUAUUUGACUGGAAUGGAUACAUCAAUGGAUACACUCCGUGAUAUGGUUACGAAGCAUAACUGGGAUUCAUUUGGGGAUAAUCUUCCGUUGGAUGAUGAUGAAGAUGAGCAACUGUAUCAUCAUCAACAAGAUAACGGAACACAAAAUGGACAAUCAGGAUCUCAAGGACAGUAUCAACAGUACCCAUUGGCAUUGAAGAAUGUUCCAGAGAGCUCAUUCUACGAUGAAGCUGGAGAUCUUUUGGAUCCACUUCUCACUGAUAAUCAGUUUCCUGAGAAUGGUUUCCAAGUUCCCGAUGCAAACUACAUGCCAUUGGCUGAUGAAGAGAUCUUCCCACAUUCACCGGUCCUCCGUACCCCAAGCCCUUCGGAUACAAACUUGGCUUGA
This is a messenger RNA of Caenorhabditis remanei, 2064 nucleotides long. RefSeq lists its product as uncharacterized. The transcript has 8 exons. Gene Ontology annotation, biological process: regulation of DNA-templated transcription. Bases 1 to 2064 code for a protein of 687 amino acids. Gene Ontology annotation, molecular function: DNA-binding transcription factor activity; sequence-specific DNA binding. The record is from RefSeq and is a predicted model, not a curated record. NCBI's taxonomy places the organism in Eukaryota, Metazoa, Nematoda, Chromadorea, Rhabditida, Rhabditidae.